AUGCGAGAAGCCAAUAACCGAAGCGGCUACCUCGAGGAAAAAGGCAAGAAGAUGAGAAAGGAAAUUGGUCUCGAUGACGGAAAGGGGAGAAGAUCAGCGGAAAACCGGGCCGAGCACGAGGCGGAAGAAACAGUUGGCGUCGCAUCUAUCACGUUCAAGUUCUUUGAGAGGUUCUCUGGACACACGGUGAUUAGGGGAAACCUCCCCUUCCCAGCCGUCACGAUAUGCCCGAACACCCGUCUCUUGAAGAAAGAGCGCCGCAAUAAUAAGUCCCAGUUCUUUCGGAUGCUUCAAAAUGCACUUCAGAACCUUCCAUUCCCAAAAGACGCA
This is a messenger RNA of Darwinula stevensoni, 330 nucleotides long. NCBI's taxonomy places the organism in Eukaryota, Metazoa, Arthropoda, Ostracoda, Podocopida, Darwinulidae. The record is from the annotation of a GenBank genome assembly.